GCUACCCUUAACGUUAUAGUCAGGUAUAACGAUGUAUUGUAAAAAAUUUCGACAAAUCAAGAUUUUUUAUUCAUCCUUUUUUUUAAAAAAAAAUUAAUUUAGCUCAAAUGAAGAAAAUCUUGAUGUAAAGACCUAUAAGAAAUCUUAUGAUGAUGUAUUAAGUGGUUUAUUUGAUAAGCAAUUUGGUAAGCUGGAUACUUUACGUGAGGAAAGAUUCCAAGAGUCUAUCAAUUAUAUGAAAUCAGUGACUUGUAAAUUGAUUGAUCAAAGAAGAAAUGAGUUAAAAACAAAUAAUGAAGGGGAAAACAAAGUGAAAGAUUUAUUUGAUAUUUUGGUAUCAGAAAACGAUCCCCAUACUGGAAAACCAUUUACUGAUGCAGCUAUUACACAUUACAUGUGCGGUUAUACAAUGGCCGGAUAUCAUACAACUGGUACUGCGAUUCCUUAUACUAUCUUUGCUAUAACGCAAAAUCAUGACGUUCAAGUAAAACUUCAAGAAGAAAUCGACAAAACUUUGGGAGGUCGUUUACCUACUUUUGAUGAUCUUUCCAAUAUGGAGUAUUUGACUCAAGUUGUUAAGGAAUCUUUAAGAGUAUAUGCUCCAGCAAGUUUUGUCGCUAGAUUAUUAAAAUCUGAAACCAUCCUUCCAGCAAUGGACGAAUCUAAAGAUCUUAGACUAAAAGCUAAUACAACGAUUCUUUAUCCAAUUCCCUUAUAUCAUGAAGAUCCUAAAUUUUUCACACAACCAGAAAAAUUUGACCCAACACGAUUCUCGCCUGAUAAAAUCAAAAAUAUCGAACCAAAUACUUAUUGUCCUUUUGGUUUUGGAUCAAGAAUAUGUCCGGCAGAAAGAUAUGCUUUGAUAGAUAUUAAAAUGGUUAUUUGUUUGAUUUUACAAAAAUUUAACGUGAAAUUGGCUAUGAAACUGGAGGACUUUGUUAUAGAAGAAAGAUUUGUCAAUAUGGCAAAGAAUGAUGUUUUAAUUAAACUAGAGCUUAGAUCUAAUUAAUUGGGAGCUUUGAAUAUGAUUCGAUCGAUUUUGCAUUGCCAAGAUUUAUCACAAUUUGUCAAUUUUCAAUUCGUCAAUUCAAUAUUUAAUUCAAUACCCAAUUCAUAUGACAAAGAUUUUUUUUGAUUGUUUUUAGUAAACAGCAGAAUUAAACCGUUAUUGAUUUAUUAAAAAGUA
Molecule: messenger RNA, 1186 nt
Organism: Rhizophagus irregularis DAOM 181602=DAOM 197198
Lineage: Eukaryota; Fungi; Glomeromycota; Glomeromycetes; Glomerales; Glomeraceae
Source: RefSeq, a predicted model, not a curated record